Molecule: messenger RNA, 925 nt
Organism: Contarinia nasturtii (swede midge)
Lineage: Eukaryota; Metazoa; Arthropoda; Insecta; Diptera; Cecidomyiidae
Exons: 4
Source: RefSeq, a predicted model, not a curated record
AUGAAUAAAAUCAAUGAACGAAUUAAAAACGCAAGAGUUAAUUCAGCUUUGGAGAUGGAAUCAUCAUUUGAAAACGAAGAAGAUCGGCCGAGUGUAUCACAUCAUCUAAGGGAGUGGGCAUUAAAAUACAAUGUCAGGCAUAAUUCUUUGGGUGAUUUGUUAAAAAUCUUGAUACGCCACGGACUGAAGUUUUUACCCAAAGAUCCCAGGACAUUAUUAAAAACACCUCAAAGUAUUUUGAUUGAACCUGUUGCAUCUGGAAGUUUUUGGUACGCUGGCAUAGAAAAUAAAUUGAGAAAAUUGUUUCAUUCGCCCGAUAAAAAUGUCGGUUUGGAACUUAAUAUUCAUGUUGAUGGGCUACAGAUUUAUAAUAGUUCGAGUAAACAAUUCUGGCCAAUUUUGAUACAAAUUCAUGGACUCUCAAAUAUCGAACCAUUUGCUGCGGCUGUGUGGUAUGGAGAAGGCAAACCUUCUUGUGUGAACGGAUAUUUAUCAAAAUUUGUAGAAGAAAUUAAUAAUUUAACUUUAAAUGGAAUGGAAAUCAAAGGCUACUUUUUUUCAAUUAAAGUACGUUGUAUAAUUGCAGAUACGCCAGCUAGAGUAUUUUUAAAAGGUGUGAGAAAUUUUAACCAUCAUACUGGUUGCCAGAGAUGUAUAACUCGUGGAAAAAGUAUAAGAAAUACUAUGUCAUUUCCAAUAUUAAAUAGCCCAUUAAGGACUGAUGCUGAUUUUCGAUCCAGAUCUGAUCCUGCACAUCAUUUGAAGUAUUCAGUUAUUGAAGAAAUAUUGAAUUUUGAUUUAAUCUUCGACAUGCCUCUCAGCGAUCCAUUGCAUUUACUCGAUAUUGGUGUUAUGAAACACGAUUUGCUAAGGGCAGCUAACGAAAAUAAGCCAACGGAAAUAAAUCGGCCGGUUGGAACGAUAC